Messenger RNA from Parathielavia appendiculata, 1556 nucleotides. Its product is annotated as pyridine nucleotide-disulfide oxidoreductase-like protein. Gene Ontology annotation, biological process: cell redox homeostasis. The record is from RefSeq and is a predicted model, not a curated record. Lineage: Eukaryota; Fungi; Ascomycota; Sordariomycetes; Sordariales; Chaetomiaceae. The transcript has 4 exons. Gene Ontology annotation, molecular function: thioredoxin-disulfide reductase (NADPH) activity. The coding region runs from base 1 to 1275 and encodes 424 amino acids.
AUGGCUUGGGUGCAAAAGCAGGCUAUCCAACACCCUCUGCUCUCCCCUCGUUGGCUUGCGCUCAGCGCUAUUGCAGCGGCGGUUAGUGGUGCUGCCCUGCCCCGUACCGAUGGCCCUCCGGCUACUGAUUUUGAUGCCGUCAUCGUGGGUGGUGGUCCUGCUGGGUUGGCCGCGCUGAGCGGUCUGGCGCGCGUCCGACGGAAGGUUCUCCUUAUUGACUCGGGCGAGUAUCGCAACGCGCCAACAAGACACAUGCAUGAUGUUUUGGGCUUUGAUGGCGUCACCCCGGCCUACUUCCGCUGGGCAGCACGCCAACAACUCAGCCAUUACACCACCGUGACCAUGAUCAACGGUACCGUGGUCAAGAUCAGACCAGCCAACGAGCAAAACACGCACUUCAUCGUCUCCUCGCUCAACCCGCAGGGCACGACCGAGACGAACAUCACCGCCCGCAAGAUCGUUCUCGCCACGGGCCUGCGCGACAUCCUACCCAGCACACCCGGCAUCCGCGAGAACUGGGGCCAGGGCAUCUUUUGGUGCCCCUGGUGCGACGGCCACGAGCACGCGGACCAGCCGCUCGGCCUGCUCGGCAGCCUCGACAACGUCCCCGCCGCAGUCCGCGAGAUGCUCACCCUCAACAAGGACAUCAUCGCGCUGGUCAACGGCACCGACACGCCUGAAUUCCGCAACCUGACGGAGACGAAGCAAGCCAACUGGCAAAAGUACCUACAGAUCCACAACGUCCGCGUCGACAACCGCACCAUCACGCGCAUCACCCGUCUGCGGAACGGGACAGAUGGGACCGAGGACCCGAGCUUGCCUACCGUGGCCGAACAUGACCUGUUCCGGGUCGAGUUCAGUGAGGGCGACCCGGUGGAUAGGGCGGCGUUCUUGGCGGCGUUCCCCUCGGAGCAGACGUCCAAGGUCGGCGAGGAGAUGGGUGUCCAGCUCUGGGGCGGCCGGCUGGCGGCCAACGCAAGUGCCGGUCUCAUGACUAACGUCCCUGGGGUGUAUGCGGUGGGAGAUGCCAAUUCCGAUAACACUACCAAUGUGCCACAUGCUCUGUUUAGUGGGAAGCGGACAGCGGUGUUUCUGCAUGUGAGGCUGGCGCGUGAGGAUGGCGAACGCGAGUUGAAUGAGACCGAAGUGUCCUCAGACAAGGCCACAACCAAUGCUGCGUCAAAGAGAGAUCUUGAACACGCGGCGCGGUCAUUGUGGGAGACCGUCAAUGGCGAGCCUGGGGAUAUUCUUUACGCUGGUGAAUUUGACCAAUAGGCGGCACCUCGGAUGAAGAGGGCCUGGGUCGAUCAUUGAUGAUCGCCAGGCACGAUCUGGCGGUGAGUGACAAGGUCAGGGAAUGGGUAGAGAUCUUCCGGCGUUUUCAUCCGAUCCCUCAAAGUUUGUCCAGCCACCCGGCCCAUGACAAGCACUCAUGCAGCCGUCUUGUCAAAGUGGACCCUUGAAGUCGUGUUGGCUCUCCGGUAACGGUCCUCUAAUUGCUAAUUGUCUGGGCUUUUGCCUCCUUCCGGUGCAGCCGGUUCCGGCAAAUAUCAGAC